Molecule: messenger RNA, 2035 nt
Organism: Procambarus clarkii (red swamp crayfish)
Lineage: Eukaryota; Metazoa; Arthropoda; Malacostraca; Decapoda; Cambaridae
Product: D-beta-hydroxybutyrate dehydrogenase, mitochondrial
Biological process (GO): steroid metabolic process
Cellular component (GO): intracellular membrane-bounded organelle
Molecular function (GO): oxidoreductase activity
Source: RefSeq, a predicted model, not a curated record
ACUUGUGGCCCAGAGAUAAGAGCAGCAGCAGCUCUUCCUACACUCCCGGGCAUCUGUAUAAGGAGACUCGGAAGAGUGAUGAAUCACGUGUUGAGUCGACAGGUGGGAGAUUUGAGAUGUUUUUGACGUACGACAAGAUAGUGAGGGUGUUGUUGUGUGGGUGUGUGAGUGUGGUGCCGGCCGCCCUGCUCCAGCUCCUGGGCCUCUGCUCCUGCUGCCUGGCCUUCCUGACGGCCUGGGCCGCCUCCGCCGCCAUCUACCUAGCACUGGCCAGCCUCAAGGUGGAGGUGACGGGGAAGGCUGUGCUGGUAACAGGCUGUGACACCGGCUUUGGUCACGCACUCGCCCUCCAUCUACAUAAACUGGGCUUCCGGGUGUUUGCCGGGUGCCUGCAGGACUCCAGCCAGGGAGCACAGAAGCUCCGGAAGGUGGGGUCCUCCCGCCUCCACGUCCUGCAGCUAGACAUCACCAACCAGGACCACCUGGCCAGGUCGCUGAAGGAGGUCAAGAGCGCUCUGUCGCCUACAGAGGUUCUGUGGGGCCUGGUGAACAACGCUGCCGUCGACACCUACGGCGCCAUUGAGUGGGUCACCCUGGACACCUACCGCAAGAUCUGCUCUGUUAAUAUCUUGGGGACCAUUGCGGUCACCAAGACCUUCCUGCCUCUCAUCAGACAGGCCAAAGGUCGUGUCGUGACUGUGGGCAGUGUGAGGGGUCGUGUGCCCUCCCCGCUCGGCUCCCCCUACGACAUCACCAAGUACGCCAUUGAGGCCUUCAACGACGACCUCAGGAACGAGAUGAGGAGAUUUGGUGUUGGUGUUUGUCUUAUUGAGCCUGGCAACUUUACGGCAGGCACCAACAUCUUACAGAAGGAGGCUGUUCUUCACUACGAGAGGCAGAUGUGGGAUGCUAUGGAUCAGGAGGUGAGGGAGGCUUAUGGUAAAGAUUACUACGACCAGACCACCGAGCUCCACCUCAAGGCUACAACUUCUGGGAACUCCGACAUAAGCGAAGUGAUUUACGCAAUGACGGAGGCGCUGACGCAGAGGCUGCCUCAGGGUCGCUACCAGCCCAUGGACCUCUACUUGUACCUGGUGCUCUUCCUCGCCCAGCACUUCCCUGAGUGGCUCUACGACCACAUCUUUAUCGAGUACCUCUUCAAGAAGGGCUGGUAACCUAUACUCGAGCAGGUCGAGUACUUCACCAUCCAGUGUGGACUCAUUACUCUGAAAGUCCUAGUCCGCUUGACCUAUAGCUCAGAGAGUAGGCUUCCUGAUCACAAUGUUGUCAUUCUAUUGACACGUAAAUUGAAAUACUUUAUUCAGUUUACACAAGUUUACAGUAAAUGUUUUACCUAUGAGACAGUCAUAAGAAUAACAUCUCACAAUUUUUGUAAUUAGAUACUGUAUACUUAGAAGUUACAUUUAUCAAAUAUUUUUAAAUUACAAUUGUCAAAUUUGGACUCUAAAAUUAUUUCAGUAACAAGUGAUGCAAAUGGCCACAGUAAUGUCUGAAGUGGUCUACAUCAGUAUAAGUCAAACCUCACAUUUUUGGCAUUACGUGAGUAACAUUUAGCUUUCAGUUUGAAAGGAGAUAUUUAUUAGUGUGUGUGUGUAUUCAUGGUCCGCCUCUCAACUGUCAAUCAACUCUUAUUAACUCCUAACUAUUUUUUCACACACACACACACACACACACGCACACAAUGAUAGAGCCCAGUAGGCUCAGGAAUCUGUACACCAGUUGAUUGACAGUUAAGAGGCGGGACCAAAGAGCCAAAGCUCAACCCCCGCAAGCACAAAUAGUACACAGUAGAGUACAAUAGAGUACACAGGAAGCAGCCCGUAACAGCUGUCUAACUCCCAGGUACCUAUUUACUGCUAGGUGACAGGAGCAUCAGGGUGAAAGAAACUCUGCCUAUUUGUCUCUACCUAGUCCGGGAUUCGAACCCAGGCCGCAGGAUUACGAGUCCUUGGGGUGUGAAUCAGUUUUUGUUGCAUCAGUUAAUGAGCACUAUAAAUAAAAUUAUUAAAAUUGA